AUGACCUUGCAUGAAUGCUACAUGCAGGGGAGUAAGGACAAGGAGAGAGUUCAUGCCCAUGACAGGUUUCUUUUCUUUUCUCUUAGGCCUGUCCCAGGUUCUCUGUCUUCACUACUGCACCUACACAACCGACAAAGACAGCCUAUGCCUGCCUCUAUGCCUGGCACCCUGCCCAACCCUACCAUGCCGGGAUCUUCUGCUGUACUCAUGCCUAUGGAGCGACAAAUGUCAAUGAACUCCAACAUCAUGGGGAUGCAGGGGCCGAACCUCAAUAAUCCAUGUGCUUCACCUCAAGUCCCCCCAAUGCAUUCAGAGGCCAAAAUGAGACUGAAGGCAGCACUGACUCAUCAUCCUGCCACCAUGUCGAAUGGGAACAUGAACACCAUGGGCCACAUGAUGGAAAUGAUGAGCUCGCGGCAGGACCAGACGCCACACCAUCAUAUGCACUCACAUCCUCAUCAGCACCAGACACUGCCACCUCAUCACUCAUACCCGCAUCAGCACCAGCAUCCGGCGCACCACCCUCACCCUCAGCCUCAUCACCAGCAGAACCAUCCCCACCACCACUCUCACUCGCACCUUCACGCACACCCAGCACAUCACCAGACCUCGCCGCACCCGCCGCUGCACUCAGGCGGACAAGCACAGGUCUCGCCGGCGGCGCAGCAGAUGCAGCCCACGCAGACGAUACAGCCGCCACAGCCAACUGGAGGUCGCCGGAGGAGGGUGGUGGACGAAGACCCAGAUGAGAGGAGGCGGAAAUUUCUGGAAAGGAACCGAGCUGCUGCCACGCGCUGCAGACAGAAGAGGAAGGUCUGGGUGAUGUCACUGGAAAAGAAAGCAGAAGAGCUCACCCAGACAAACAUGCAGCUUCAGAAUGAGGUUUCCAUGCUGAAAAAUGAGGUAGCACAGCUGAAACAGUUAUUGUUAACACAUAAAGACUGUCCGAUAACAGCUAUGCAGAAAGAAUCACAAGGAUAUCUAAGUCCCGAGAGCAGUCCUCCUGCGAGCCCGGUCCCAGCUUGCUCCCAGCAGCAAGUCAUCCAGCACAACACCAUAACGACCUCCUCCUCUGUCAGCGACGUCGUGGGAAGCUCCACUCUCACUCAGCUCGCCAGCCACAGAACAGACAUCAACCCCAUCCUUUAAAAGUGGUUGAUCAGAAACUGCUAGGGGAGUGUGGUAGCAUAUCAAAGCGUCCUCUCUGCUAAGGACAUUCGCAACCAUAACUCAAGCCUGGAAGAUUCCUCAGUUCUUGAAAGACUCUGGCUUUUCAUUUUUAUAGUUAUUAAAAUGUCUUUUAUACUUAGUUACAUAAAAGGGAGUUAUGCAAUUAAUAUGCUAUCAGCUUGAGAAAUGCUUUGGUGCUUUCUCCAUUUUUUUGGUACCAGUUACUUGUUUAUAAACCUAACUGUUUCUGUACAUAGUCAUGUUUCCUUCUCACCAGUCUAGCCUGAAGCCUCAGAAAUACGAAGUUGUGUUAAACUGCAUCUUGUUAGCCAACAUGAGGCAUGAAAAAUAUUAAACAGAGUCAUACGUAGGUAACUAGGAGUAAUUAGGCUAUAAAUAUAGAGAGAGGGCAUCUGCUGACAGCAUAAUAAAAAAGAGUUAGCGUUAUGCUAUCAGCAGACUGUGUUUUGCAUUCAGAGCCUCUUUCAAAGUGGUUAUAUAGGAUGUGGCUAUCAGGACAAAAUCAAGCCCAAAUAACGUGCUCUUUUGUCUAGCCCUCCCCCUUCUCCUCUCUCCCCUACCCUGGCCUUUUUCUCCUCCAGUUAUUCUCACACCUUCCUUUUCCCUUCUCAAACCCUUUUCAUUCCCCAGCUUUUUUUUCCUGCUUUUUUUUUUUUCAUUCCAAGGCUUUCUCGCUUCCCUCUUUUUCUCAAAGAACAGUGAUGAACAAGCAAAACCUUCAAGCCCGCCUAAAAACUGUCGGCACGGCUCCUGCUUUCACUAGCUCUGCAGUUGGGCUGUGCCGAGCAUUUUGCUUUUAAAAAGUAGAAAUGCUCCUGAUUUAGUGUUUUUAAUAAACAGGGAAAGGCGAAAGCGGUGUGGCCGCAGGUGAAGCAGGAUGGAGAGCCAGCUGUGUUGAUGCU
This is a messenger RNA of Acanthisitta chloris (rifleman), 2093 nucleotides long. RefSeq names its product cAMP responsive element binding protein 5 (gene CREB5). The coding region runs from base 1 to 1149 and encodes 382 amino acids. The transcript has 7 exons. Gene Ontology annotation, biological process: regulation of transcription by RNA polymerase II. The record is from RefSeq and is a predicted model, not a curated record. NCBI's taxonomy places the organism in Eukaryota, Metazoa, Chordata, Aves, Passeriformes, Acanthisittidae. Gene Ontology annotation, molecular function: cAMP response element binding; DNA-binding transcription factor activity, RNA polymerase II-specific.